Messenger RNA from Bufo bufo (common toad), 2951 nucleotides. RefSeq names its product phosphatidylinositol 3,4,5-trisphosphate 5-phosphatase 2B-like. NCBI's taxonomy places the organism in Eukaryota, Metazoa, Chordata, Amphibia, Anura, Bufonidae. Bases 170 to 2743 code for a protein of 857 amino acids. The record is from RefSeq and is a predicted model, not a curated record. Gene Ontology annotation, molecular function: phosphatase activity. The transcript is spliced from 24 exons. Gene Ontology annotation, biological process: phosphatidylinositol dephosphorylation.
GCUAAAGCCACAGGUCUGUGGGUUCAGAGACGCCUUAUGGCUUCCUUCCGACUAUCCUCCUUAAUACCAUGCCUUUACUGCUACACAAGCAGUGGGGUGAGUAUAUUCGGUAUACAGCUAUAAACCAAUACUAACAGAACUUUUAGUAAUUUUAAAGCACACAAAGAGCAUGUGUGAAUGUUGGUACCAUGCAGAAUUAAGCCAAGCCUAUGCAGAGCAGCUAUUGAUACGAGAUGGACGCGAUGGAGCCUUUCUUGUGCGCCAGAGUGAAUCUGUCAGUGGAGCAUUUGCCAUUUGCCUUAUGUACCUUCAUCAAGUGCACACAUAUCGAGUCUUACCGGAUAAGAAUGGAUUACUCUCAGUUCAGUCUGUGCAAGGUGUUAAGGUAGAAAAAUUCCCUGGGCUCAGGGAACUAAUUGCAAACUACAGAUACAAGGGACAUGGACUGGUUACUGCAUUACACUACCCUGUUGGUCGACAAGGUGUGGCUAAAGUUGGGGACUAUAUUGGCAAAGAUAUUAUCUUCACCGAUGCAUAUGGUUUGUCCUAUUGUGAUGGACCAUGUAGAACCAAUAACACAACCUUACAAGAAACCCAGCAGGCUAAAAGGAAGCAAUGUCUGGGCCAACAUGCUCUGAUGGAAGAACUAAAGAAAACAUGCAAGAAUCUUGACAGAGAGAUUAAAGACACAUGGCAUAGUUUGAAGAUACUUGCGCAAGUCUUUAGACACACGUCUAUGAUAUUACUUCCUAAGGGUGAUCAGGUUUCUAUACUUGACAGUCUCAUGUGCAGCAUUUCAUGUGUUCUGCAGUUACUUUCUACUCUGGAAAGCAAGGCAAGACAGGUAUGCAAUGAGAGUAUUUCUGGUUCAUCCAGUACUCUAGCUACUCAGAAUUCACCUGGUAUUAAUAUAUGCAGAGCAAAAGAAUCCCAGCAUAUAAGACAAAGUGAUCAGAUCCAUCUCCAAAGGACUGCUCCCCAAAGCCUAUCUAUAUUUGUCGGAACUUGGAACAUGGUGCUGGUUUUACACAGCCCGAUGUUGGGAAUGAACAUUGCAGGUGCUGCAGGUCACCAGAUCAAUGUUUGUUCAUCAGGUGGAUCAUCCCCCCCACAUUCCCUUUCUUCAUGGCUGUCUAUAAGAAAGGUUGAGGGGAACCUGGAGAACCCUUCUGGCUGUAUGUCACAUGAUCUUUACAUGAUCGGAACACAGGAAAAUCCACAAGGAGAUCGGGAAUGGGCAGAGUUCCUUAGAACUGCAUUGAUUUCUCAGACAAUGAAACAAUACAAAUUGGUCUGUGUGCACUCCAUUGGGGGGAUAAAACUUGCAUUACUGGUAAGGGAAGAAUAUGAAUAUCUCAUCUCCCAUGUGCAGACAUCAACUGUGAGGACAGGAAUCAGCAACACCCUGGGUAUUAGAGGAGCUGUCGGUGUCUCAUUCAACUUCAACCGGGUAUCAUUGGGUUUUGUUACUUCUCAUCUUGUGUCUGGAAUUGAGAAAGUCCAAAAGAGGAACCAGAGUUUUGGGGAAAUACUACGAGGUCUAACACUUGGAGACGAAACUUUAAGAAGCUUCCAGCUGCCUCUAAGACUGACAUAUCUGUUUUGGGCUGGCGACUUGAACUAUAAAAUAGACAUGCCUUUUCAGGAUGUACUACAGCGUAUCUACAGUGGCCAGCACCAAACGCUGCUUCCUAUGGAUCAACUAAACCAGGAACGUGAGAAGAAGAAAAUCUUCCUAGGAUUCAAGGAGCAUCCAAUCACAUUUCCACCAACGUGUCGCUAUGAAAGAGGUUCUCGUACAUACGAUUUGCAGAAAGCUAGGACAACUGGAACUCGAAUAUUUGCCCCAUCCUGGAGUGAUCGUAUCCUAUGGACUUCAUAUCCAGAUACUGAGGUUAAAUGUACAUCAUAUGGUUGUACAGAUGAUAUUGUGACCAGUGAUCAUUCACCUGUUUUUUCAACAUUUGAGGUUGGACUUAAUGCUUUGUCUCCGAGAGAUUGCAGUUAUAACCUUAAAUUCCUGGGUAUUGAAGCCAUUAUUAAAACUCAGAACCGGUCCAAAGGAUAUAUUGAGUUCCAAUCCCUGUGCUUAAAAGGAACUGCACAAAGUAGAGUGAACAGUAUGCACAGUUCAGAAGGGGCAGCAUUUGUAAAGCUUGGUUGGUUAGAGCAAGACUUGCCAGAGCUCACCCUGGUUGAAGACCUCACCCAAUCUACCUGUUCUGGACACUUACUCUUGAGUAUCCGUCCAGCAGAUGGUGGUGAGUCCUAUGGUGAGUGCUGUGUCUCCCUGCGGACAGAGUAUGUUAAUACUGAGAAUCAUAUCCAAGUAUUUCUUUCACAGCGAGGGGAGGAAACAGGGUCUUUGAGGGGCAGGAUGAGAAUGAAUCACCUCCCAGUAGUUAAUCCAGCGAGAAGCUCUAACAUGGCAGGCAAAGAAACUGAGAAAGGUGACUCCACAGUUGUCAUGCCCAAAUGUGCUGCUGAUACUCUCUGUGGCCAUUCACGAUUAUCAAAGCGUCCUACCAGACAACGUCCUGCAAGUAUUUGCUGUGAAAGUUACAGUAAUGCUGAAUAUUUUCUGUUUGAGAGCUCAAGUUGCUCUUCCACUCCAACAUCUCCAAGGCCUCGAUCUGCGCUAUUGAGUGGAGAAAAAACACCAGAACAUGGGCAAAAAUUAUUUAGGGAUGGCUUAGAGUGGUCAGAUGCAUCACCUCGAACUAAGAGACCCACCUUCAGAUGAAAGAUAGACGUGAAAGUUAUGCUUAAAGGGAGUCUGUCACCACAAUUUCACUGUAUACACUGCUUACAUAGCGCUGUAGCAUAAAUGUACAUGAGUCAAAUGGUACCUUUGUUCAGACAUUGACCAGCAGCAAAAAUGCUGUUUUAUUCAUAUGCACUUGAGGGCUUGCAAAUGUCCAGCGACGUUCAGGCUGUAAGUGCCCAGGCCG